Molecule: messenger RNA, 2992 nt
Organism: Sardina pilchardus (European sardine)
Lineage: Eukaryota; Metazoa; Chordata; Actinopteri; Clupeiformes; Clupeidae
Product: UDP-glucuronosyltransferase 2B14-like
Exons: 1
Coding region: 37-1497 (486 amino acids)
Molecular function (GO): UDP-glycosyltransferase activity
Source: RefSeq, a predicted model, not a curated record
CUGGUGUUCCCAGUAGAUGGCAGCCACUGGGUGAACAUGAACAUCAUCAUUGAGGAGCUGCACUCCCGAGGUCACAGCAUUACUGUAGUGCGAGACUCAAAUAGCUGGUACAUUAAAGAGGAGUCUCCCCAUUACAAGGCCAUCACUAUCUCCUCCAGUGAGAUUGUCGAGGAGAUCACCGACUCCUUCAUACAGAAACAAAUGAAUAUUCGUAUGGAAGGCAAGCCGGACAGGGACAUGGAACAAUCGAGAGAGCUAAUAGAAGUAUUUUCAAAAAUGAAUAAGGAUAUAUGCACAAUGAUGUCUGCAAUGUUUGCUGAUGAGGCCCUGAUGCAGUCACUCCAAGAAGCCAAGUAUGACUUAGUUCUGAGUGACCCUGUAACAGCUAGUGGAGUGUUCAUGGCCUACCAUCUAAAGCUCCCAUUGGUGCUCAACGUCAGGGGGACUCUUUUUGGGGACGCUCACACUCUCAUUGCCCCUUCUCCUCCAUCUUAUGUCUCUGUACUUGGCUCUGGGUUUCCUGACCGCAUGUCAUUCUCCCAAAGAGUAUGGAACUGGAUUAUAUGUAUGUGGAGUAAGCUGUACCACAAACAGAUAGCUGCAGAAUUCUCAGAGUUCUCCAAUCGCUUCUUUGGACCGGAUGUUGACUUUGUGUCAUUGCUCCAGAAUGCAGAUUUAUGGCUUGUACGAUAUGACUUCACUUUUGAGUUUCCACGCCCAACCAUGCCCAAUGUGGUCUAUAUUGGUGGUUUCCAAUGCAAGCCAGCUAGACCACUUCCUGUUGACCUGGAAGAGUUUGUCAAUAGCUCAGGGGAGCAUGGGGUCAUCAUCAUGUCCCUUGGAACUCUGGUUGCCGAGCUCCCUAGUGACCUCACGGAAGAGAUUGCUGCUGCUUUUGCUCAGCUUCCCCAAAAGGUCAUCUGGAGAUAUAAAGGGCCCAAGCCCUCGACUCUUGGCAACAACACCUUACUAGUGGACUGGAUGCCCCAAAAUGACCUGCUGGGACACCCAAAGACUCGAGUGUUUGUAGCCCAUGGGGGCACCAAUGGUGUCCAAGAAGCAAUCUCCCAUGGUGUCCCGAUAGUUGGCUUGCCUCUGAUGUUUGAGCAGCCAGAAAAUCUGUUCAGGAUGGUGAUGAGAGGAACUGCUAAGGUACUGGACAUUGCCACUCUGGACAGAGCAGUGUUUGUGGAGGCGCUAGAGGAAGUGCUCUAUGAGCCGUCCUACAGGGAGAACAUGCAGAGGCUCUCCAGGAUCCACCAUGACCAGCCCAUGAAGCCUCUGGACCGCGCCAUUUUCUGGAUCGAGUUCAUCAUGAGGAACGGAGGAGCUCCUCACCUGCGCACUCAGUCCUUCAGGAUGUCCUGGAUCGCCUACCACUCCAUAGACGUCAUAUUGACUCUGAUCAUGGCUCUGCUGCUCUUACUGUUGAUUAUGUUCCUGGCAAUCAAAAAAUGCUGUUCAGUUAUAUUCAACAAGAAAGUCAAAAGCGAGUAAUGCUUAAUAUAAUGUCGCUGUAAUUAUGUGAUAAUAUCUACUAAUUAGCUUUUUUGCACAGUUUGUGUUCAUGAAACAAAUGCUUAUAGAAGAAAAAGCUGCCUUGUUAUCAUACCAAGAACAUGGUGCGUAGCUCCAUCAUUUUAACAGGGUGAUGGUGUAGUGGUUUUAAGGAAUUUGGCUUCUGGGUGGAAGCCAGAUCGUGGAUUUGAUUGCCAUUUCAUUUAAAUGAUUUUCUCUGAGAUGAUUAUCAUAUUAUGAGAAUAUCAUAAUGUUAAGACAAAAAAAAAGAGCUUCAUCAAAUAAGCAAGAUGUGAGUAAUGUGGCAUUCGGUUAUCAUACAAAUAGUUAAUGUAAUGUUAAUGUCAUAUUCAAUAAUGAAAACAAGUAAAUAUGUCAGAGAACAUAGAGAGAAAUGUAUUCAACAUGAGUGUCUGCAUUGGUACAACUGGACAUCAAGUAGGCUAUUCAAGAUAGAACUGAUAGAAGUGUAAAAACAGAGAUGGGCACCUUUUUGCAUCUCAUAUGGGAAUGAUCUAUGGUCAAAUCAUUUUUGCGCAAAAUACUAGAAGUCUUAGGGGCAGUCCACAACUAUAUGGCUUUUUGGAAAAUAAAACAGACACAACAAAUUUGAGCUAUUCAGCGCCUACUCAGUUCUGGUUGGGAUUGCCUCUGCUGCCAGAAUUAUUCUGAGAUACUGGAAAUCACCCACAAAACCAACACGACAAGAGUGGAAACUUCUAAUGAGUGAGACCUCAUCAUAUGAGAUCUAUGUGAAAAGUCACUGGAUUUCUCCUUUAACUGAAAUGUCAUUUUAUAUAGAUAAAUAGAUAGAUACAGUAUACUUUAUUGAUCCCCAGGGGGAAAUUCAUUCAUUUUACUGUCUGAUCGUCUCUUUUUUUAUAUUUUUAUAGGCUGCACCAUUAUGAGCUGUUGAUUAUUUUUUUCAAUGCAAAAUAUAAAAAUAAGUGAAAAAAUAAUGAAGAAAGUUAUCUAGAAAUUGAUCCCUCAUUAAUAUAACUGUGGCUGUCAUGCUUUCUUUUUCUCUUUUGUGAAACUUGGCUCACCCUCACCAUACCCCGUAAAAAAUAAAAAAGCAAGAACAUGCCGCUUUAAGUACCACUGUCUUUAGCUGAGUCAUUCUGAACUGCACUUUGAUGUGUAUUAUCACUGCCUUGGAUCUGGUCUUUUCACCUGUCGGCCUGUAGAAGGUGGCAUUAAGGAAGUGAUUAGCUCUCUCACGCAUAAGCUGAAAAACAUAUUGGCUGAAUCUCAAUCUCUCCCCUAAACCCUGAGCCCUGAACCCUCACAUACUUAACUGGCAUCAGUUGUAAGUGAUCUAGUUUGCCAGGGUGUAAAGCAGGGAUGGCCAAAUUCUCCCGUCAUGGGCCAAAAAAGAAUUAGGAUGGAGGGCCGCGAGCCAAAACUAAAUGUUCAAGUCCAUCUGAAAUACAGAAAUGCAUAAGUUGACAUAGAAAAAGGGUUAAACUGUCCA